AUGGAUCCUUCUCCGCCCACCGCAGCGGAAUCCUCCCCAGAGGAUCUCUCCCCACCGAAAACCGCCUCACCGAAACCCGCCUCACCGGAACCCUCCUUAAGGGAAACCCCCUCAUCGAAACCAUCUUCACAGGAAUCCUCGUCACAGGAGGCUCUCCCAACACCACCGAAAACGCCACCCCCCUCAGUCCACGGACCCAAGUCCGCCACGCCCAAGUGCUUCAAAUGCAAAUCCCUGGACAUCUUGCCUGUGCGAACACUAUUUCGCAUGUCCGAGGGCGCUGAGCCUGGGAGAAAAGAGUUGCUCAGCGUCUUUAUUCAAGGCGCCGGCCUCUACGACAUACCAUUGUGCUCUGUCUGUUUCAUGCGGGCCAAGGGCUGCUCCGCUUUUCGAUGGCGCCUUCGCAGCUGCAAAGCCUUUUGGCGGUCAACGGAGAUGGAUGCAGCUGCCAUUCUAUAUGAGGAGCAUACUUGGCGCUUUGACACUGAGCUUGUGAGGCACGGGCAAAGGAUGAAGGAUGCGGACGAGCUGAUCGACUACGUUCGUCGCCUGGACAAGCCUUCGGUUGAAAAUCGACGAGCGCCCGAGUCUCCAGAUGAGCAAGAAAUCCGGGAUCGCAUGCCGGACUUUGACCUCACUUCUCAUCUGCGCUACGAUGGUUCCGAGACCACCCUCACCUUUGAUGGUAUCGCCAACACCCAUGAGGAACAUCGGCAGCGCCUGAUCGGAGAACGCGAUCCCCAACCAUCACUCCGUUCACUCUGGGAGUAUCCCGUGCAGAUUACCGAUCUCAUUGCUCUCAAGGAAGCGAGCGAGCGCUAUAUUGUUGCCCUGGGCAGAACUGCUGACGCGAAUCACAAGGACAAUGCCGACUCCCAGCCUCGGACCAUGGGACGGAGUUGUUCUUCGCACGGCCUGGGUUUGUGCAAGAACGAAUGA
Molecule: messenger RNA, 939 nt
Organism: Sordaria macrospora k-hell
Lineage: Eukaryota; Fungi; Ascomycota; Sordariomycetes; Sordariales; Sordariaceae
Source: RefSeq, a predicted model, not a curated record